Molecule: messenger RNA, 3056 nt
Organism: Zonotrichia leucophrys gambelii
Lineage: Eukaryota; Metazoa; Chordata; Aves; Passeriformes; Passerellidae
Gene: PDE4C
Product: phosphodiesterase 4C
Exons: 16
Coding region: 197-2290 (697 amino acids)
Biological process (GO): signal transduction
Cellular component (GO): cytosol; nucleus; perinuclear region of cytoplasm
Molecular function (GO): 3',5'-cyclic-AMP phosphodiesterase activity
Source: RefSeq, a predicted model, not a curated record
UGGCACGGGGCCGGGAACAGGCGCGGGGCCGUCGGAGGGACAAUGCGGCUUUGUGCUGCCGGUACCAUCGGGGAUGGGCGGCCGAGGCACGAAAACAAGGGGCUGCGGGAUGGCAUGACGCGGUGCCGGCUGGCACUGCCACCGCCAGCGCCGGGCACGGCCGCGCCACAGCCGCCGGGGCUGCCGGAGCGGGACGAUGCUGCCGGGCGGCCGGUGCCCGUCCCGGAGGCACUCCUGCAUCGGCUUUGACCUGGAGAAUGGCCCCCCCGGGCGGGGCGCCCUGGACCCCCAGGCCAGCCCGGGCGCGGGGCUGGUGCUGCAGGGCUCCUUCUCGCACGGCCAGCGCCGCGAGUCCUUCCUGUACCGCUCCGACAGCGACUACGACCUGUCCCCCAAAGCCAUGUCCCGCAACUCCUCCAUCGCCAGCGACCUGCAUGGAGAAGACAUGAUCGUCACCCCCUUUGCCCAGGUCCUGGCCAGCCUCCGCACCGUCCGCAGCAACCUGAGCCACCUGCAGGAGCGCGCUGGCAUCAAGCGGGGAUCGAGCAGCAGCCUGCCCUCGGGGAGCAAGGCCAGCCUGUCCGAAGAUGCCCACCAGAAGCUCUCGAGGGAGACCCUGGAGGAGCUGGAUUGGUGCUUGGACCAGCUGGAGACGCUGCAGACCAGGCACUCGGUCAGCGAGAUGGCCUCCAACAAGUUCAAGCGGAUGCUGAACCGGGAGCUGUCGCACCUGUCGGAGACCAGCCGCUCGGGGAACCAGGUGUCCGAGUACAUCUCCAGCACCUUCCUGGACAAGCAGCACGAGGUGGAGAUCCCCUCGGCGCUGGCGAAGGACAAGGAGAAGGAGCGGAGGAAGCGGCCCAUGUCCCAGAUCAGCGGCGUCAGGAAGCUCAAGCACAGCUCCAGCCUGGCGGCCGCCGGCAUCCCACGCUUCGGGGUGCGCACGGAGCACGAGGCGCUGCUGGCCAAGGAGCUGGAGGACACCAACAAGUGGGGGCUGGACGUGUUCAAAGUGGCCGAGUACUCGGGGAACCGCCCGCUCACCGUCAUCAUGUACAGCAUCUUCCAGGAGCGGGACCUGAUGAAGACCUUCCGCAUCCCCGUCAACACCUUCAUCACCUACAUGCUGACGCUGGAGGAUCACUACCACGCCGACGUGGCCUACCACAACAGCCUGCACGCCGCCGACGUGGCGCAGUCCACGCACGUCCUGCUCUCCACACCGGCCCUGGAGGCUGUCUUCACGGACCUGGAGAUCCUGGCUGCCAUCUUUGCCAGUGCCAUCCAUGACGUUGACCACCCCGGGGUCUCCAACCAGUUCCUCAUCAACACCAACUCAGAGCUGGCCCUGAUGUACAACGACGCCUCGGUGCUGGAGAAUCACCACCUGGCCGUGGGCUUCAAGCUCCUGCAGGAGGAGAACUGUGACAUCUUCCAGAACCUGAGCAGGAAGCAGAGGCAGACGCUCCGUAAAAUGGUCAUCGACAUGGUGCUGGCCACGGACAUGUCCAAGCACAUGAACCUGCUGGCGGAUCUGAAGACCAUGGUGGAGACCAAGAAGGUGACCAGCCUGGGAGUGCUGCUGCUGGACAACUACUCCGACCGAAUCCAGGUCCUGCAGAACAUGGUGCACUGCGCCGACCUCAGCAACCCCACGAAGCCUCUGGAGCUGUACCGGCAGUGGACCGACCGCAUCAUGGUGGAGUUCUUCCACCAGGGGGACCGGGAGCGGGAGAAGGGCAUGGAGAUCAGCCCCAUGUGCGACAAGCACACCGCCUCCGUGGAGAAAUCACAGGUGGGAUUCAUCGACUUCAUCGCCCACCCGCUGUGGGAGACCUGGGCCGACCUGGUGCACCCCGACGCGCAGGAGCUGCUGGACACGCUGGAGGACAACCGCGAGUGGUACCAGAGCAUGAUCCCGCGCAGCCCCUCUCCUCCUCCCGAGGCGCCCGCAGUGUCCCCUGCCACCACCGACAAGUUCCAGUUCGAGCUGACGCUGGAGGAGGAAGAGGAGGAGGAGGAGGGUGAGUCGGACACGGAGCUGGAGGGCGCCGAGAGCCCCCUGGACGAGGACAACAGCGGCUCCAAGACGCCGGGCACGGAUGACUCGGAGGCUGCCGACACCAAGGGCCCCUGCCCCGGCCCCGGGGACGUGGACAACCGGCGGGCGCUGCAGGGGACGCUGCCCAAGGACGGUGGCAGCGGGGGCUCCGUGCCAGGGCCCGAGGGCAGCCAGGGGCUGUGCCUGGACACGGAGGGCAAUGUCACAUUCCUGUCCCUGGGCACGUAGCGGCACCGGCCCGGGCGACGUGGGACUGGGCACUGCCCUGAGCAGGGCUGGGGACACUGGGGAGCACUGGCACUGCACGGACUCGGGGACACCCAGGAUGUGUCCCUGUUUGGGAGCUGGGCAGGUCCUGACAGGUAUGAGGAUGUUGCUGGCCUUGUCCUGGGAAAGGUCCCUGUCCUGGGAAAGGUCCCUGUCCCUUCACACAGGUGUGGGGACACUGCUGGCCUUGUCCUGAGAAAGGUCCCUGUCCCUUCACACAGGGCGUGGGACAGCCCAGCCUGUGCUCCGUGCCCAGCCCAGCCCUGGGGCCAUCACACCCCACAGGGCUGCAGGAAGGAGCAUUCCAGCACUUUCCAGGUGUCCCCUGGCAGGACGGCAGCCCCGUGGUGGCACCAGGUGGGCAGAGGGUGUGCCGGUGACCCCCCCAGCACGAGGCACCCCCAGGCACGGCACGGGCACGGCUCAGUGGUUUAUUUAUUUGGGGGAUAAGUUCACUUUUUAAAGCCUUUUGUAGCUCACUUUUUACUACGAGCCUCCCCGAGGCUCACACACAUCUUCGGGGCGGAAAGAUGCAUUUUUUUGGGGGGAGGAAAGUUCCAUUUCUGCUCUGUCAUCACUCCAAACGCCAUUUGUACUUCACAUUUCGGACCCUGGCGGGUGCUGUCACCACCCCUUACCCCCAUCUCCGUUAUCCUGCCUGGGGCAGGGUCCUUUGGGAUUCUUCCUUCACCUUCCAGAGAUUAAACCCGGUUUGUUCCACCCUUAA